Messenger RNA from Lasiodiplodia theobromae, 2484 nucleotides. Its product is annotated as Anaphase-promoting complex subunit 5. The record is from RefSeq and is a predicted model, not a curated record. The coding region runs from base 1 to 2484 and encodes 827 amino acids. The transcript has 7 exons. Gene Ontology annotation, biological process: anaphase-promoting complex-dependent catabolic process; positive regulation of mitotic metaphase/anaphase transition; protein K11-linked ubiquitination. Gene Ontology annotation, cellular component: anaphase-promoting complex. Lineage: Eukaryota; Fungi; Ascomycota; Dothideomycetes; Botryosphaeriales; Botryosphaeriaceae.
AUGGCGCGGUAUCUAAAUCCUCAGAAGAUCAGCCUGUUGGUUCUCGCAAAACUGUACUGCGAGGCCUCAGCCCCAUCUCCGGCCACCAUCCCCAUCCUCACCUUCCUCACCUCCCAGCUCAUCUCGGACAAUGCCGCUCCCGGCGGAGGACCCAAGUCCGCCGACGACUGCAUCCUUACCCUGAAACACUUUGAAAAAGUCCUGGCCGCCCAUGCAUACCUGGCCGGCGAUCCGCACUCGGAAAACAGGGGCGAGACGCUGUACGACGCGUUCCUGGACCGACUGUGGUGCAUCGACACCCUGGACGCCCUGCACAGCUUCUUCGACGGGCUGUCGGAGCUGUUAGGCAAGCCGCCGCGCAACUUCAUCUCCUCCACGGAGCGGAAACAUCCUCCGCCGCGGAUUUUCCUCUCGCGCACCUCGCCGCUCGGAAUAUUCGUGCGCCGUGCCCAGCUCGAGUUCGCUCGCCUACAGUUCCAUGAUGCGAGCAAGCUGUGGCUCGCCCUCGUCAACUACAAGCUGCCAACGGCUGAUUGGUGGCGGGAGCGGAGGCGCGCGCUGGAUGGCCCAUCGCAGUCGGGGAAGCCGUGCUUUGAUGAGAAUCUGGUUGGGUUGGGAUUGGAAAAGGGAGACGGGCUGUUUAGAGUGGCAUAUGGGCAGUUGGAUGAGAUGAGUGAGGAGGAAGGGCUGGCAAGUGUGGACGAGAUUGAGAAACUCUUGGCAUUCCAAAUCGAUCGACUGCAGAAGUACGGCAACCGUGUGCCGGAUGAUAUGAGAGAUCGCUUGCGAAAUAUGCUGGGCCCGACGGCUGCGGUGCCCAGCCUUGCGCAUUUCGUCAAGUUCUUUGAUGCAUGGAGAGCAGGCGAUUACACGUCCUCUUUCGACAACCUGCAUCGUUACUUCGACUACACCAUGCAAACGAGAGACAAGACUUACUACCAGUAUGCUCUCCUCCACAUGGCUAUCCUUCAAGCGGACUUCGGCUGCUUCAGCGAAGCCAUUGCUACCAUGAACGAGACCAUUGCCACCGCUCGUGAGAACCAGGACAUGAGCUGCCUCAACUUCAGCUUGAGCUGGCUGAACCAUCUUGCCAAGGCUUAUCCAAAGCAGAUCAGAGCAUCUGGCUAUGGCGGCAUGCUGGGCUCUGAACGCGACGGUUUAGCAUUCUUGAAGUCGAAGGCAAGGGAGACGAAAAUGUGGAGCUUACUGAGCUCGACUCUCCUGAGUGAAUCCAAGAUGCUUCUCUCCAAUGGCUCGAGCGUACCUCGUGCCUUCGAGCACAUUUAUCAAAGCGCCACGGACCUCUCCGACGCUGUCUGCGACAUACUCCGUAUCUGCUACGGUAACGUAUGCCCCGUAGAAGACAUUCUCCGUUCCACUUGCCACAGCGCAUACAUUAGAUCACAAGCGGGAGACUAUGCAGGAGCAUUUGAGAUUCUUGAUUCCAUCAACCAAACAGACCACCGCACCCUCAAAUUCCAUCAGUACAUAAGCAAUUACGCGGCCCUACUAAAGACGAAGCAAGCUUUGAGAAGAUCUGAUUUUACCGCCGCGACACAUUUUCUCGAUGCCCUACGCGCCUUCCGCCCCACAGACCCGGAAGUUUUAUACCAACUCUCCAUUCUCGAGGUGGAUGCGCUUACACGCCGCGGCGACUUCGCCGCCGCAUUCGUGCGUGUUGACGAGCUGGCUGCUGACCUGAAGGCCGAGGAUGCGGAUGUCUACCAGCGUGUGUACUUACUAACGCUCAAGGCCGCGCUAUUCGCCAAAGCCGGCGUGCCCGAGAAGGGCUUCAGCGUGGCAAUGCGAGCGGCGAGCGCGGCGCACCGCGCGAGAUUGUGGCCGGCGCUGUGGGAGGCACUGGCGGCGGUCCAGGCAAUUCUGGUGGAGUUGGGCGAGUUCCGCGCUGCAAGGCGACUGGGUGAUGCCAUUGCGCCGCUGGCGCUUGAGGCGGGCGAUGAGGCGUUGUGCGCGAAGCUUUACCUUGCACUGGCGGACUCGUGCGUCGGCAUCGCGGGCGAGGAGCAGCAGCAGCAGCUACAACACCAUCACCAACAGCAACAACAGCAGCAGCGCGAUGUGGCUACUUCUUCCUCCAACGCCCUCAGUACUGCCGCAUCUGCCGCCGCAGCGGACGGGAACAGCCCCACUGCUUCAUCUUCUGCCAGGAACGAGGGCGGCGGGGCGACACACCAAAAGACGCUCGCCGAAGCGAUGCUGUUCCUUGAGAAAGCUCGUGAUUGCUUCCGCGCUAUUGAGGACGUGCGUGGAGAGUGCGAGACUCUGGCUAAGCGUGCGCUACUGGAGAAGCUUCGCCCGGCCAUGGCUGCGGACGACGGAGGUGGACUCAUUCCCGGCGGUGGUGCGUUGGGACACGGGCAAAAGGACGAUGCGGCAGCCGUGGAGGAGGCGGUGGCGUAUAUCGGCCGGUACAAGGCCGUCAUGGAAGGGGACGGGGCGGCUGCUGCAGAGACCGUGGGGUAG